Quercus robur (English oak) is the source of this 2724-nucleotide messenger RNA. RefSeq lists its product as uncharacterized. Gene Ontology annotation, biological process: cortical microtubule organization. Gene Ontology annotation, cellular component: cortical microtubule. The record is from RefSeq and is a predicted model, not a curated record. The coding region runs from base 627 to 2387 and encodes 586 amino acids. NCBI's taxonomy places the organism in Eukaryota, Viridiplantae, Streptophyta, Magnoliopsida, Fagales, Fagaceae. The transcript has 5 exons.
CCCCCCCACCUAAUAGCCUAACCUGAAAACGUAGGCUUUAAGUGAUGGAAACCACGAGAGCUGUAAGGUCCACCUCCCCAUUUCGGACCCCAAACCUCACAUAUUUACCAUUUAAUGCCACUCUCCAUCUCUCUCUGUCUACUGUGAAGUCUCCGAUCUCUCUCUUUGUCUAGCUCUUGCUCUUCAGCUCUGUUCAACUUCAAUGGCAGUUCCUUCAAGCUCAAUCUCUCUACUUCUCCUCUAAGCUUCAGCUUCGCUCUGCAACAAUGGCGGUUUUCUUGAGCUGAAGCCAGUAUACUAUAUGCUCCACUCUCUUUUUUCUCUCUCUUGAGCUUCUACAAGUUUUUGGCUUUAUAUGAGGUCAAAGUUCUAGUUUGGAGAAAUCCAAGCUGAAUGCACUAGUUUACGCUUCGAUUUCAGAUCUAUUUCGUGCUGGUUUUUGGUUGGAGGAAGUUCAUGAUGACUCAGAACGGUGCGUUUGGUGUAGAAAUCGUUGGCAGUGGUUGGAGAAGUGAGUGAGAAGCCAAGCUAUGGUUUUUUUUUAGGUUAGUGGCUUAGGGCUUUUGUUUACUACUAUUUUUGAUCUGCGAUUAUUGGAGAGUCGUGGAGCUAGGGUUUUUUUGGCGAUGAAUCGGAGUUUUAGGGCACACGAGUCGCAAAUGCAAGCGGCGAUGAGACAGAGGCAACAGCAAUUGGGAGGUCUUAGGGUUUCGGUGAUGAAGGAGAAGGAAGAAGAGCUCGCAUUGUUCCUUGAGAUGAAGAAGCGCGAGAAGGAACGGAAUGAUCUUCUUCUAAAUGGCUCGGAAGAGUUCGAUGCGCCAUUAGGAUCAAAACCCGGAACUUCUCCUAUAUUUAAUAUUUCAUCAUCGACACCGGCACCAACACGCAAGACGGGUGCUGAUGAUUUCCUCAAUUCUGAAAAUGAUAAAAAUGACUAUGACUGGCUUCUAACGCCUCCUGGUACCCCUCUAUUUCCUUCUUUGGAGAUGGAAUCACAAAAGACUGUAAUGAGUCAGCUUGGUACCCCAAAGGCUCGCCCCACUGCCCUGAAAUCUAGGUUGGCAAACCCACAGCUAGAGCCUACUACAAGGAGCAACUUAGUAUCUAAACAAGCAACUUCCUCCCCUGGUUUGAACACUUCAAGUGCUGGGAUUCGCAGGCCUUCAUCAUCAGGGGGUCCAGGAUCAAGACCUGCAACACCAACUGGGCGGCCCACAUUGACCACGACGUCUAAACCUUCAAGAUCCUCCACACCUACGUCCAGGGCUUCAUUACCUUCAACUAGGCCCUCAGUUUCAGCAACAAGGCCCACAGUCUCAGCAGCAAGGCCCACAGUUACGGCAACUAAGCCCACAAUUUCUGCAACUAAGCCUACAGUUCCUGCAUCUAAGCCUACAGUUCCUGCAUCUAAGCCCACAGUACCUGCGAGAUCCUCUACACCAUCGAGGUCUACAGCAAGAUCUUCAACUCCAACUGCAAGACCCACUUUACCUUCAUCCAAGCCCACAUCAAGAGCAGCAACACCAACUCGUAGACCGUCAACACCAUCAAGUGCACCGACUGUAUCCGCUCUUCCAAUUAAGUCAUCUUCUUCAAUUUCAAAGUCCGUUCCAAUGACAUCAAGGAAUCCUGCACCAUCACGUGGAACUUCCCCAACGGUGAAGUCCAGACCAUGGAAACCGUCAGAGAUGCCUGGUUUCUCACUUGAUGCUCCACCGAACUUAAGGACAUCAGUACCUGAAAGGCCACUGUCAGCCACUAGGGGUAGGCCUGGGGCACCUAGCUCUCGAUCGUCCUCCAUUGAGCCUAGUUCUAAUGGAAGACCAAGACGGCAAUCAUGCUCUCCUUCAAGAGGAAGGGCUUUGAAUGGCAUUCUUCAUGCCAGUGGGAGUUCUGUUCCAGCAGUGAAUCGUGGGCAUUCUAAAGUUAAUGACAAUGUGAGCCCUGUCUUAAUUGGAACGAAAAUGGUUGAAAGGGUAAUAAACAUGCGUAAACUGGCACCACCAAGGCAAGAUGACAAACAUUCUCCUCAUGGUAAUCUCUCAGGGAAGUCAUCCUCAUCCCCGGACAGCUCGGGCUUUGGAAGAACACUCUCAAAGAAGUCUCUAGAUAUGGCUAUAAGGCAUAUGGAUAUCAGACGAAGCAUUCCAGGUAAUUUACGGCCAUUGAUGACAAAUAUUCCAGCAUCCUCUAUGUACAGUGUGAGGUCUGGGCCUGGACGAAGCAGAGCUAUUAGUGUUUCAGACUCUCCUCUUGCCACGAGCAGCAAUGCUAGUUCUGAAGUUAGUGUGAACAAUAAUGGCCUAUGUUUAGAAGGGAGUGAAGUAGAAGAUGAUAUCAGCAGUGAGAGAGGUGGUCGAUCACCUGCUAGUAUGCGUGGCAGGUGAUAGUUCUGAGUGCACUCUCCUGAGAUAUAAACUGCAUUCUCAUCUCCUUAUAUUCCCAUUUUGAAUUUGAAUCAUCCUGACUGCUAAAGAGGAACCGAAUUCCCUGAAAGAACUGACAGAGUCAUGCUUCUAUGAUUAAUGUAAAGUUAUUCAAAUUGUUGGGAUUUAAGCCUAUGUAAUUCAUGAUUGUUGUUAAAUUAGGGUAAGUAGUUUUGUACUGGACAGCCUCUCCUGCCCAUUUUUCUACACGGUUAUGGGUUGUGGUACUUCCUUUGGAAAGUUGGACCCUUGUCACUGAAAACUAGAAAUCAAAUUACCUCUCCCCCAUUCUUGCUUC